Molecule: messenger RNA, 546 nt
Organism: Microsporum canis CBS 113480
Lineage: Eukaryota; Fungi; Ascomycota; Eurotiomycetes; Onygenales; Arthrodermataceae
Exons: 5
Coding region: 1-546 (181 amino acids)
Source: RefSeq, a predicted model, not a curated record
AUGUGGUUUGAAAAAGAGGGAUGGGAAAAUAUGACGCGUAUUUUGGGAUAUGCCACUUGUCAUGUUUCCCAUGAUCCAACCGAUGUUCCCUGGGAACUGUUUCAAGGGCUUGAUGAGGGUGCUACGAUGGAAUGGAGGAGGGAGGCAAAGACCCCUCUCUUACACCACGAAGGCAACAGGACGAUCUCCUUACUCAGCGCAUAUCCAGGCACAGGAAGACAAACUCCAUCCUGCUGGCUGCUUUUUCUUUCCUCCCAGGAUGAACCAAGUCUCGGGUCGAAGGAGAAGGAAAAAAGAAUAUACGAUGAUGAUGAAGAUGGGAUGGCUGGAAAGGGAAGGGCAAGCCACGGGCUGAGAGGGAUUCAAUUAGUUCUUGUGAUUUACGACAGGGAACAACCAUCGAACCUGCACAUCCGAAGACGCAGAAGAAGAGGCAGAGCGAGGAAGAAGCAAAGGAUGCAGACGACCGACUUUCGUGCUACUGUAUACUCAACCCUACGAUACUACUAUGCUCCAUCAUCAGCCCACCAAAAGCAGGUCUGGUAG